CCAAACAAAACUGAACCUGCGGCGUAGAGCAUGAGUUUCGAGGAAAAGAAAACUCUCCUGUUUUCAUCGUUGGAGACAGCUGAACAGGCUAUUGCGUCCGAUUCGGUCCUGCAUCAGAAUGUGAGCGAAACCGACUACAGCCUCGAUCGCAGCGGUGGAACCAGCUCGUUGAAACAUAUCAGCGUCGAACGAUACCGUGGCCGGGAGAGCAUAUUCAAGCGUCCGAAUGCGUCCAUUUCACAAUGCCUGAAGAGGACUCGGCUACCGGACUAUAAGCGCAACCCGCACAAAUGGGUCAAAUACACACUGGAAGAUGUGGAUAUGUCCGACCGGACCAACACAGCGGCUGCAUUUUCAUUCCUGAAGCAGAUGGAGGAACAACGCGAGACGUCCGAAAGCGGCAACACCCCGAACGAUGGCUCAAACCCCCGGAAAAGCGAGUUUUGCAAGUCCCUGGUACGCUUCAAUCGAUCCGUUCGACUGCGCGGCCAACUACAGGAAGCGGAUGAACCGACGGACACUCCUGCGGAAGAUAAACCCCAGUACAAUGGGCGGAGAGUGCUCAUGCCAGAGUAUGUCGUUGGUCAGAAAGAUACGAAGAAAGCGAAGCGUACGAAUCAACGCAAACCUGUGUCGGAAACGAAGAAAAAUAGCGAGCUCCAUUUGGACCAUUUGAUGGAAGAAAAUGAAAAUAAAGACGAGGAAGACGUUAUUGAGUAA
Anopheles nili is the source of this 720-nucleotide messenger RNA. RefSeq names its product protein TSSC4. The transcript has 2 exons. Bases 31 to 720 code for a protein of 229 amino acids. NCBI's taxonomy places the organism in Eukaryota, Metazoa, Arthropoda, Insecta, Diptera, Culicidae. The record is from RefSeq and is a predicted model, not a curated record.